This is a messenger RNA of Phaedon cochleariae (mustard beetle), 2177 nucleotides long. The record is from the annotation of a GenBank genome assembly. Lineage: Eukaryota; Metazoa; Arthropoda; Insecta; Coleoptera; Chrysomelidae.
AAUAAACAUUGAAUUUUGUGAUAUUGUUCAUUAUUUUCAUUUAUCAUGGCUUGCUGUGGUGGUGAUGCGGAGGAUGAAAAUCCGGAAGAAAUUGUAGAGAGGAAAUGCACUGAUGUGUUUUGGUUAAUUUUAUAUAUUUUGUUCUGGUUUCUAAUGGUUGUAAUAGCUGCAUUUUCUUUCGUUUACGGAAAUCCAUUAAGAAUCAUUAAUGGAUAUGACUCAUUUGGUAACACUUGUGGUACUAGUAAAAACAAAGUAAUGGGAACAAUGCCUCUCACUGGAAUGGACACUAGUGAUAAACCAUACUUAUUAUUUUAUGAUAUAAAACAUCUGAAACAAUCAUUGAAAAUAUGUGUGAAAGAAUGCCCUACAAGAACACUGAAUACAGUACAUGAUAUAAGUGCCUACCAGAGAGAAGGAGUAGGAGUUUGCAGAUAUGAUUUCAAUUAUAGAGAAUUGGCUACAAAUACAGCUAAUUCUCUCACUGGGUCAUUUGGGCCAUGCCCUAUACUUCCAGUUUAUGAAAGUUCACCAGUUUUAAAUCGCUGUGUUCCAAUCCAUGUUGCAGAAGCAACAGAAACAGUUUUGACCAAUUUUUAUGGGUUUCUGAACAGCUGGGACACAAUCCAACAAAUCUUAGGAGAUCUCUACAAAACCUGGAAAGAAAUCUUGGGACUAUCAUUUCUGUCUUUGAUUAUUUCUUUGCUCACCAUCUCCAUCUUACACUGUCUAGCUCACCUAGUAUCUUACUUUAUAAUGAUAGGAGUCUCAGUAGCUAGUAUAGGAGGCACUGCUUUUCUAUGGUAUACAUAUUUUGAUAUCAAGUAUCAUUUGGACAAAACACACAAGUAUAUGCUAUUAUCAGAAUCUGUAAGAAAUGAAACUGCUUUCUUCUGGUACUCUGUUGUAGCAUCAAUCAUAACAGUAAUAAUAAUUGUUAUAAUUAUAUUCAUGAGAAAACAAGUGGAUUUCUUGGCUAAAUUAUUCCAAGAAACAUCAAAAUGUUUGAUGCAUUUACCAGCUUUAUUUUUACAACCACUUUUCACAUUCAUUAUGCUUGUGAUAUUCUUCAUGUUCUGGAUAUUUGUUGUGAUAUGUUUAGCAACUGCCUCAUAUCCAGAUAAAUCAAGGGUAACACCAGCUUUGACCAAUUCUAGUGGUUUCCAGGGUGUCAGUAUUAUGAAUUCAAAUUCUCAUGAAAUGAAUAGUGAUUCUUAUGCAGACAAGAUCAAAAUUAGUGUUGUUGAAUAUGUUGAUGCCUCCUGGGUGAAAGGAAUGUGGUGGAUCUACUUCAUUGGCUUGAUCUGGACUUCAGAAUUCAUCAUGGCAUGUCAGCAAAUGGUUAUUGCUGGUUCAGUGGCACACUGGUUUUACAGGCACAAAUAUAAGGAUAAUGACCAUUGGUGUUAUGCAACUGGAAAAUUGAUAAAGUACCAUCUUGGCUCUGUAGCCCUGGGGUCUUUGGUUAUCACAGUUUUCAAGAUACCAAGGCUCAUUCUGAUGUAUCUCCAUGAAAAGUGGAGGCUUGGAAAAGAUAAAGGCAGUGAAUGUGCAACAUGUGGAUUGAGGUGUUGCAUCUGUUGCUUUUACUGUUUGGAGAAAUUCAUAAGAUAUUUGAACCAUAAUGCAUAUACAGUGAUUGCAAUAGAUGGUUCCAAUUUUUGUAAAGCAUCAGGAACAGCUUUCGAAGUUUUGACGUCACAUGCUCUUCAAGUAGCCACAAUUAACAGUUUGGGGGAUUUCAUCUUGUUUUUAGGCAAGUGUUUUGUUACUGCAGUGACAGGGUGUGUUGGAUUAGCGAUCUUUAGGAGGAAUGAAGACUUGAAAUUUUAUGCUGCACCAACUCUUCUUAUCUGCAUUUUUGCGUUCUUUGUUGCUCAUUGCAUUCUGUCUCUAUAUGAGAUGGUGCUUGACACUGUUUAUUUGUGCAUGUGUCAAAAUGGUGAUGCUCCAGAUGGGAUUCAGAUGCAGAAUCUUGGAAUAACUAAAAAUGGAAAUUCACCACCACAGACUGCAGAAUUACAACAUUUAGAGCAGUAGAGGAUUGAUUGAGAUAAUAUUGAGUUUUUAAAAAUCAAUUUUACUAUAUAUUUUUAUGUUCUCAAACAACACACAACAAUUUCAACAUAUUCAAAGUGUUGUUAUAUUUGAAGAGCCAAAACAAUCUUUUUAUUGAU